Messenger RNA from Gloeophyllum trabeum ATCC 11539, 1225 nucleotides. RefSeq names its product cobW-domain-containing protein. NCBI's taxonomy places the organism in Eukaryota, Fungi, Basidiomycota, Agaricomycetes, Gloeophyllales, Gloeophyllaceae. The coding region runs from base 47 to 1096 and encodes 349 amino acids. Gene Ontology annotation, cellular component: cytoplasm. The transcript has 7 exons. The record is from RefSeq and is a predicted model, not a curated record.
GCCGCCACAAAGCUCUCCCUUACAUACUGACCCACUAGCACCGAGGAUGCCCGGGAAGAGUCCUAUCCCCAUCACGGUGUUCACAGGUUUCCUUGGAGCAGGGAAAACUUCGAUCAUCUUAUCUCUGCUCCCCCAGCUACCGAAGGACUACAAGGUAGUCCUUCUGAAGAACGAGUUUGGAGAUGUUGAAGUGGAUAGCCAACUGGCCAAACAGUCUCAUCUCACGGCGGUCAGCGAGAUUCUGAAUGGCUGUAUGUGCUGCGUACUUGUUGGCCAGAUGAAGACGGCUCUGCUGGAAAUUCGCGACAACUACUGGCCGGAUCGCAUUAUAAUUGAAUGCUCGGGAUCAGCCUUUCCCGCGACCUUGGCAUUCCAGAUCAGAGAACUCGAGCGCGAAACACGCGGAGACUUCAAGCUCGAUGCCAUCGUGACAGUGAUAGACGCCGAGAACUUUACGGGUUAUGAAGACUCUUCUCCCACUUCCAAGAUGCAGGCAAGUUAUACUGACGUGAUAUUGAUCAAUAAAUGGGAACACGUUUCGGAACGACAACUAGACAUCCUAAUAGACGAGCUCAACACCUUGAAUGACCUUACACCAAAGAUACGAUGCCAGGGACGCAACGGUGUUGACCCUAAUCUCAUCUUCGGGCUGGACACGAAGCUAUUCUCCGAAACCGACAAAGAGUUGACGCGGAUUGAUGGCACGCACAAUGAAGAAGUGGAGACAGUCACUAUCUACAAAGGUCCAGCGUCUGAGAAGCCUCAUUCUCACCACGACCACGGUCGCGGCCACGAUGACCAGAAGACGGAAGACGGCAACCUCGAGGAGACUGCGGUGGAACCAGUAAAAGAGGAUAUCCUGGUUGCAGCUCUCAAUGAACUGUCGAAGGAAAGUGUAUGGAGGGUCAAAGGUUUCGUCAGAGUCCCGGGCGGUACCAAAAUACUGAACUGGGCCUUUGGACGGUUUGAGCUGACAGACUUGCAAGGAGGGAAAUCGGAGGGUGCGGUCAUCAGGCUCACCGCGAUGGGGGAAAGAGGCGAAGUCAAACGAGCCAUUCGCGAAUUCGCAGCAGCGCUGGACGCAGAGCUGCUAUAGGUGUAUUCUUCAUAACAAGUACAGGAACUACAGUAAUACUUGCAGAACGCGAGGCACGUACCGCGUCUGCGAGUGCUUCUGUUCCCAGCCACCGCGGAGUAGGUCUAGGCCGAUCAGAAUUGAGACGCG